Molecule: messenger RNA, 2481 nt
Organism: Penicillium chermesinum
Lineage: Eukaryota; Fungi; Ascomycota; Eurotiomycetes; Eurotiales; Aspergillaceae
Product: DNA ligase (ATP) CDC9
Exons: 6
Coding region: 1-2481 (826 amino acids)
Biological process (GO): DNA biosynthetic process; lagging strand elongation; Okazaki fragment processing involved in mitotic DNA replication
Cellular component (GO): nucleus; mitochondrion
Molecular function (GO): ATP binding; DNA ligase (ATP) activity; DNA binding
Source: RefSeq, a predicted model, not a curated record
AUGGCGGAUGACAAGACCUCAAAGCAAGCUACCCUGGGGUACGUUCGCGAUUCCCAGUUGACCCUCGGGCGCUUUUUUGGCUCUAAUGCCAAUCCUCCCCAGGCACCCAAGAAGCAGACUACACUCGCAUUCGGCGGAAAGAAAAAGAAAACAAAUGAUACACCCAAUGAGCCCGAAAAUGCUUCUGCUGCUCAGGAAACAGAAGAUGUGGAGAUGAAGACAGAGACAGAAAUUCCACAGCCUGAUGCCAGCGAGUCGGAGUCGACCAGUGGCUUUAAGCGUGACAAGGCUGAUGCGGCAGAAGAGAGCGAUGCUUCUGAUGUUCAGCCGGCUCCAAAGCGCCGUCGAAAGGCCUCUAAGGCCGCUGUUGAGGAAAGUCCGGCCGAAGUUGAUAUUUCUGACGUGGAGGUUGCGGAAGAAGACACGGCUUCAGAAAGCGAUUCAGAGACCAAGCCAGAAGUCAAAAAGAAGCAAAUGGAGAAGGUCCAGGCUACAUUGAAAUCGAGCGGCAAAGAUGCAUACCCCGACUGGAAAGCCGGCGACCCAGUGCCGUACGCUGCGCUGUGUACCACCUUUUCGCUCAUUGAAAUGACCAGCAAACGAUUGACUAUCAUUGCACUUUGUUCGCAAUUCCUCCAGCAGGUCCUGCGCUUGAGCCCCGACGACCUUCUUCCAACAGUCCAACUAAUGAUCUGCAAGCUGGCUGCGGAUUACACGGGCAUCGAACUGGGUAUUGGGGAGUCCUUGAUCAUGAAAGCCAUCGGCGAGAGUACUGGCCGCAGUCUGGCGGUGAUCCGAACCGAUCAGCACGAGAUUGGUGACUUGGGUCUAGUGGCAGCCAAAAGUCGAUCGAACCAGCCCACCAUGUUCAAGCCCAAAGCCCUCACUGUGAGGGGUGUCCACGAGGGUUUACUGGGUAUUGCAAAGGUCUCGGGCCAUGGAUCUCAGGACAAGAAGAUUUCCGGGAUCAAGAAGCUACUCUCGGCGGCAGAUGCCGAGGCAGCUGGCAAGGGUGGCAAGGGAAAGCUGCGACUUGGCCUUGCAGAGAAGACUCUCCUUGUGGCGUUGGCCCAGGCAGUUGUCUGCCACGAGGCUGCCGUUGCUGGGGAGAAGGCGCCUUCCGCGGAGAAAAUGGCCGAAGGAGAGACUGUUCUCAAGACCGUAUUCAGUGAGCUACCCUCAUACGAAGAGAUUAUUCCCGCCAUGAUCAAGCAUGGGAUUUUCAACCUGGGCGAUCACUGCAAGCUUCAGCCGGGAGUUCCUCUUAAGCCCAUGCUUGCAAAGCCAACCAAGUCGAUUACGGAAGUCCUGGACCGGUUUGAAGGCAAGGACUUUACCUGCGAGUACAAGUACGAUGGCGAGAGGGCCCAGAUUCAUUUUGUUGCCCCCAGCGCAGUUCAAAAUUUCCCAGCAUCUACCCAAACAUUACAGAAAGAAAGCAAGGGUCUGGCUUCUAUCUUUUCCCGAAACUCGGAAGACUUGUCUAAGAAGUAUCCCGAUAUUCUGGGCAAGUUGGAUACUUGGGUCAAGGACGGCGUGACCAGUUUUGUUCUGGACUGCGAGACUGUGGCUUGGGACACGGUCAACAAGAAGGUCCUUCCUUUCCAGCAGUUGAUGACCCGAAAGAAGAAGGAUGUCAAGGCAGAGGACGUGAAGGUCAAGGUUUGCGUGUUUGCUUUUGAUCUUUUGUUUUUCAAUGGCGAGCCGUGUGUCAAGAAAUCGCUGCGAGAGCGCCGAGAACUGCUCCAUGAGUGCUUUCAGCCGGUGGAAGGCGAGUUCCAGUUCGCGCAAUACGGAAAUACUAAUGAGCUCGACGAGAUUCAAGUCUUGCUUGACGAGAGCGUUAAAGCUUCUUGCGAGGGCCUCAUGGUAAAGAUGUUAGACACGUCAGAGAGUGGCUAUGAGCCCAGCAAACGAAGUCGAAACUGGCUCAAGGUUAAGAAGGAUUAUCUCGCCGGAGUGGGCGACUCCCUGGAUCUUGUGGUUCUCGGUGCUUAUUACGGCCGUGGCAAGCGUACUUCAGUAUACGGAGCAUUCCUGCUGGCUGCGUUCAAUCCCAACAACGAGACGUACGAGACCAUUUGCAACAUCGGCACUGGCUUCUCAGAAGCAGUGCUCGAAGAACUACACAAAGUCCUCUCCCCUAUGGUUAUCGACCGACCCAAGCCAUUUUACGCGCAUUCAAGCGUCCCUAAAGACCAGCCUGACGUGUGGUUCGAGCCCCGACUUGUUUGGGAGGUCAAGACAGCGGAUUUGACUCUCAGCCCUCGGUACAAGGCUGCCGCAGAUGAGUUUAAUGGAACCGCUGGUGAAGGAAAGGGCGUUUCUCUUCGCUUCCCCCGGUACAUCAAAGCUCGUGAUGAUAAAAAGCCCGAGCAGGCUACCACUACUCGCGCCGUUGCUGAAAUGUACCGCAAACAAGAAGCUGUCGCGAAGGAGAAUGCCGGCAAGAAGGGGGUCGACGAUGAUUUUGAAUAUUAG